This is a messenger RNA of Leptopilina boulardi, 2645 nucleotides long. It is a transcript of the gene ATP6AP2, whose product is annotated as ATPase H(+)-transporting accessory protein 2. The record is from RefSeq and is a predicted model, not a curated record. Gene Ontology annotation, cellular component: membrane; external side of plasma membrane. Gene Ontology annotation, biological process: positive regulation of Wnt signaling pathway. Bases 127 to 1134 code for a protein of 335 amino acids. The transcript has 7 exons. Gene Ontology annotation, molecular function: signaling receptor activity. Lineage: Eukaryota; Metazoa; Arthropoda; Insecta; Hymenoptera; Figitidae.
AGUAUGCAACUAUCAUAUUGUAGUCACACAUAGUCACAUGAUUCUGUCACUUGAAUGGAAAGAAAGAUUUCAAAGAUUUGUAAAUAUAUAGAUUCAUUUACCAAAUAGUGUUUUAUUUUUCAAACAAUGUUACUUAAUUUCGCAUUGAUCUCUUUUUUUCUUGGAGCAGUUAAAGCCGAAGGAAAUUUUAUAAUUUUGCACAAUCCAAAAAGUGUACAAUUCAGCGGCAAUGAAGAAGUCGAUCAAAGCCUUUUAAAAGAAAUUUUUUCCGCAGCCCUCGGACUUACUGUAAAACAAAGAGGAAAUUGGAAUGGCAUGUCCAUCCAUAAUUUAUUAAAUUUGCCAGAAGCUGUCGUAGUCACGGCUGUUGAAGGAAAGGAUUCAUUAAAUUCAACAAGAGGAAUAAUAUUUCCUCUUAACGCAGACGAAAAUGAAGAAACUACAUGGCAAGCAUUAACUGGACGUUUAGGAAAAAAAGAUGAUAAUAAUACGCUAGUGAGAAUUUACCUUGGUGAUGGACUUGAUGCUCUUGGACAAUCUUCUCUUGGUGAAUUGAAACCAAUGCCUAUAGAUCCAUCAUCUCUGCAAUUCUUGAAUUUAGAAUGUGAAGAAGAUAAAAAGUUUCUCGAGGAAGUUCAACUUUUGCGUGAAAUAGCAAACAAAAUUACUUCUACCAUAACUACCAAGGAUUCAAAUCCAGACGUUUAUUGGUUUGUAGUAUCUGGUUUAAGUCGCGUAAUUGAAUUACAUGGAAAAGGUUCACCCUCUUCAAACGAAGCUCUCGCACUUUUAAAUGAUGCUCUUAAUGAUGUCAGCGAAUCAUUUGUAAAUGUGUACAACGGUAAAGUAUUAACUGCUACGUUUACCAAUGAUCAGAGUCAAGUUCGUCGUACCAGAUCGACAAUCGUAAAUCGAGAUAUUAGUGAAAAUGAUGCACAGAAGGUGACUGAUGAUAGAAAUCUUGCGAAAAAAUACAAUGAUAACUAUCCGGUUAUUUUCAACAUCAUUCUAUGGUUUGGCGUAACUUUCUUUUUCUCACUUCUAGCUAUAUGUAUUGCUAUUGCCAGUAUGGAUCCUGGACGUGAUUCUAUAAUAUACAGAAUGACAUCAAAUCGCAUGAAAAAGGAAAAUUAAAUUAAUUUUAUCGUAUUUUAUGUACAUAAAUAAAUGCUCGUGUCCUGUAAAAAAAUUAUUGUGAGUAGGUAAUCCAAUUAAUUUUUAUUAAUUAACAAUGUUCUACUUUUUUGUUCAUUUUUAUAUGCGCACAGCAAGUUGAAAAUUCAUUCACAUACAUAUAUGAAGAAAGAAUGUAAAAAAUUUUAACGUGUGCGCAAAUAAAGGCCAUUUUGCAGGUAGAAAUUUCGUAUUUGUAAUUUUACAGAUUUCUGUACAAUUACAAAUGAUAAAAAUGGUUUUCUAUAAAAAAGCCCCUUACAGUUUGGUUUUAAAACCAUAAUAUUCUAGUAAAGUUGUAGAAGAUGAAUUACUCUCAAUUAUAUUUAUUUUUCUUUCCGUAAUGAAGGCACUAUCAGAAAAUAAGGUAUUCAUAGAAUAAUGAACAUAAUACGAAGUUUUAUUAUAUUAUAUAAAUUUCCCUUAUAUAUACCAUAUAGUUAUAAGUAUGUAAUAUAAUGAGGCUUAUUAGAAUGCUCUACAUGUGUGAUAGAAUCAGGUAAAAUUAAUGAUGCCCAUGAAAUGUUUGUCGAGUUGGUGUUAUAUAAAACAAUAAACAAGUAGCUGGAAUUAUAAAUGUCAUUCAUUUUAUGAUUUUUAUAAAGUGGAGUUUUCAGUCGUUAGAAAAUGUAUAUGAACGAAUACGUCAGUGUAUUUAUUAAAAAAAUUUUAUUUAUUAUCAUACAUGUCUCCCUCCGUCAUUGUCCCAAUAUUAUGGUCUAGCUAAUUGAAAGACCCAUUUUUUCAAACAGUUCAUGUGUAGUUAAACUUUGACAUGAAAUUUAAAUAAAAUCGAAAUAAUAAUAUUGAUAAAAAUGUAUGUAUUAACUUGGUAUUUUAAUGAUGUUAUCUCUUUAUAUAAAAAAGCACUGGGAUUAUAUUUAAAGUAACCUUAUUGUUUAAUGCUGCAUAUUGAAUUUAAUACCUAUACCUACAUAAAAAUGUUAUAUUAUAAAAAAUAUUACCUGGUAAACUUGACACCGUAAUUGGAACUUUUCUUAUUUGCAAUAAUUUCAUGAUAACUAGUUAACCAUUCUAAACGAGUAAAGAAUAAUUAUUUUUAAUAAAUUUGUUUUCUCUUACUCUUUCAGUGAUGUGUCAUUAUGAAAGUUUAAUUUCUUUAACUAUUUAGAAAAUAAUAAAAUUCUUCUUACUUGUGCAAUUUAAAAAAAAUACAAAAUGUAUUCAUAUACAUAUAGAUAAUAAAGAAGAGAAGUGCAAUCAACUAAAACAAAUAUAAAGCUGUGCGUGAUGUUACUUAAAAAUUUUGAACUACCUGGUAAGAAGACUUAUGUUGAGAUAAAUUAAAAACUAAAGUUUUUUUUUACAAUUUUUAGGAAUAAAAAUAUUAAAAAACAAAGAUUCCAUUGUUCAAAAUGACGUGUGAAGAAAGAUGCGAAAACAAACAGCAGUUGAAUUAUAUAUACAUAACGCAAACACUUAAUGAAAUAGUGAUUAAAAAAAUAUUAUAA